Liolophura sinensis is the source of this 2266-nucleotide messenger RNA. Its product is annotated as dolichyldiphosphatase 1-like. The record is from RefSeq and is a predicted model, not a curated record. Bases 98 to 835 code for a protein of 245 amino acids. NCBI's taxonomy places the organism in Eukaryota, Metazoa, Mollusca, Polyplacophora, Chitonida, Chitonidae. Gene Ontology annotation, molecular function: dolichyldiphosphatase activity. Gene Ontology annotation, biological process: protein N-linked glycosylation; lipid biosynthetic process. The transcript has 8 exons. Gene Ontology annotation, cellular component: intracellular membrane-bounded organelle; endoplasmic reticulum membrane.
GGGAAUCCCUUAAACAACGUCAACAAAUCCAAAAAUAGACUUGGCUGGGCUUCCUCGUGGCCACGCGCGUGCGUCUCGCGUGGUUUCCACCGGCAAAAUGGCGGAUUCCAGCGCGGCUGGGGCUUACAGGGAUGUGAACUGUAAUGAACCAGCGAUAAAAUGGAAGCCAUUGUCUAUGACGUUUGUGGAGUAUCCAGCAGGAGAUUUCAUUGGUUUUGUGCUGGCUUGGUUCAGCAUGAUCCCAAUCUUUCUACUGGUCAGUUUUGGUACAUUAAUUAUCUUCAGACGAGAUCUUCAUACAAUGUCAUAUUUACUAGGUUUAUUACUAAAUGAAGUUGUUAACUGGAUUCUGAAACAUAUAAUCAGAGAAAGUCGGCCAUUAAGAGAUCACCAAAUAUUGUUCACAGAGUAUGGAAUGCCCUCUUCACAUACUCAGCUCAUGUUUUUUGCUGCCUCCUAUUUUGUCUUAUUUGUUUUUAUACGAAUACACAGAAAUUACCACUGGGUGGAUGACAUCUGGAAAUAUGGCGUGUCAAUAGCAGGGUUUAUAACAGCUAUCAUCGUAGCAUUUAGCAGAGUGUAUCUAUUAUACCACACCUAUAGCCAGGUGAUUUGUGGGGCCAUCGUGGGAAUGAUCCUGGGCGGGGCAUGGUUCUGUGUUGUUCAGCUCGUCUUAACACCAUUUUUCCCAGUUAUCGCAUCACAUCCAAUUGGAGAAUUUUUAAUGCUGAGAGAUUCCACAUUAAUUCCUCACGUAAUGUGGUUUGAGUACACAUCAACACGGAGUGAAUCAAGAAGCCGACAAAGAAAAGUUACAUCUAGAAAAUCCCAAUGACUACGACUGAGGAGGUAGCAAAGAUGCCCGCUAUAUUAACCAAUGGAGAGGAACAAUACAUAAACUCUUGGUGCCAUGACUGAAAACAGCUCAUUUGAUUGGCUUCAUGAGCCAAGAAAGAAAAGUCACAUCCAGGAAGUCACAAUGGCCAAAGUUAAUGAGGUAGCAAAAAUGCCCGCUAUAUUAACCAAUGGAGAUGAAUGUCACACAAACUCUAGUGCCAUGACUGAAAACAGCUCAUUUGAUUGGCUUCCAGUUUUGCAGACUUUAUUCAUAGACCAAUCAUUUGGAAGGGAUGCAAAUAUUUUCUACUUGUGAAUACAGUGCUUCAUAUUUACUUAAAUAACAUAAACAUCAACUUUGUUCAACUGUUUUGUCUGGUGAAAUUUCCAAAUAUAUAUAUGGUUGUGUUUUUAAAAAAAAAAUUAAGGUUUGUCUCCUAAAAAUGGUUAUUUAUAAGGUCUCAGAAUUCUUCAAUUUUCAUGUUGUAGUAUGAUAACUGUAAAAAUGGACAGCAAAUAGCUUAUCUUUUCUGACUGUAAAAUUUGCAAAACUUUGACCAUCGUUUGCCUUAACUGAGUACUUAAAAUUCCCUGAAAAUUUGGUGAUUUUUGUCCGUGUACCAUUGCUUGUGUCUCCAUGGGUCACACAUACAGUAUUGCUACUGCUGAUAUUUAGGUGGAUUUCUGACAGUUUUUAGUUCAUGUUUUCUUCCUCACUGGUAAUGAAUGUUGUUUUAAUUUUUAUACAUAUUUUUUGUUUUAUGGAUUUAAAUACUGUUAAGAGUAAGACUUUGAGUUUCAAUUUUGUUUGAUAUUUUUAAAUACUGUAUUUCAACUAAAGUUCAGACAUUUUUUGAGCAACACGUUUUGCUUGAUUCAUCCAUGUUACAGGGCCACUUUAUACAUACCAGACUUUAGGUGAAACACGGUGCGUAUAAAAAUCAGUGGAACAAAAGAAAACAUGAUCCGUGUUUUUUGUCACCACUCAUGUCAGUGUCCACCUGGUAACUAAGGGAAGAAUCAUGAUAUGGAGGCCCGCCAAGACAUGGUUGGGAAAUUGCUGAUUUGGCCUUAAGCCAUAAUCAAUCAUUCAUUCAUGAUAUGGAGGAACAAUGGGUAGUGUUACGAAGUGAAACCUUUUCUACACACCUGGAAAAAAAAUGAUUCAGUCACUUACAAAUUUGCCAGUUGCCUUGCACACUUUUGAAAAAAAUCUUUAAAAUUUUUUCUGAAAAUAUUUGUUGUUGACUUUCCCACUUGACUUAUAAACUGACAGGUAAUUGUGAUACAGGUAAAUCAUGAUUCAUGAUAAUUAAAGCUGGGAUUUUUCCACGUUAGUGACAUGGAAUAGUAGUAAGCUAUGGUCCUAUGAUAGCAGGACAGGCAUGAGAUUUGUCCUCUUUUCGGAGGAAUUCCUCUUUAUUGAUAC